CGUUGACGAACUUGUUGUGGAUGUUGAAUCCAGUACAAACCAUCAGACUAUCGAAUUGGUCAUUCUUACACACUUUGAUUGGUUCGACUAGCCUUUUUGGCUUUGAAAAAAGAUUAAAAAAAAUUCGAGCGUCAGCCAUCUUUGCCCUGCAGUCUUUAGGAAGGGGAAAAAAACUACCCAUCGCAGGUUACGGAGCCGAGGCUACAGGCGUAGCUUAUCCAGGCCACUGGUGGUCACGUUCUAAUCCAUAAGCCGGGUCGACUGCCGUCAUCGCUGGACGACUGACCUCUCAAUAAGACUUCAAAGGCUCAGAGUAAAGGGCUAAACGGGGGUGAUUGGUACCCUCUGGUUCGUGGUUCUCAAAAUGAAGACUCAUUCCGUCUUUGGCCGUGGGACCCUUGGCUUACUGGAGAAUGGCAUGCAUCGAAGGGCUCCAGGAAAAGCGGUUCAGCACUCCUUCUUCUUGGUCAAUGGCAGGACAUCUGCGGCAUCCCUGCUGAGAAAGGGAGAUCUUGCAUCGCGGCAAUUUUCGAGCACGUGUCCCCGGACUCGCAAAAGGAGCGAUGUAAUCUCAGGCUCUGGAAAGCGGAAGGGAGGGCUGAAUUCGGAAGAAUUCGACGUUGAAUCUUUCCUACGCAUGGGCAUUGACUCGAGCCGAGAUGAUCGGAAUGAUCCCACAACUAAAGGGCCAUCGCCGGCUUGUCACGCUACUUCUCAAAAGUUGACUGAGAGAAAAUAUGGUUCCCAAAGUGUGGGAAAAAGUGAGGACGAAACAAGAAAUAUGUUAGCCCUAAUAGAAGCUGACAAUGGUCGGCCAUCCGACGAGGCUUCGUUUGCUUUUGCUUUUGAUAUAGACGGCGUGCUCCUUCACCAAUCCGAGCCUCUCCCAGGAGCAACAGACGCUUUGAGAUUUCUACAGGCCAACAAAAUUCCCUUUAUACUACUCACCAACGGCGGAGGCAAGCACGAACACGAGCGGGUCGCCGAGCUCAGCGCAAAACUCGGCGUGCCCUUGACCACGGGCAACUUUGUCCAGUCGCACACGCCCUUCUCGGGGCUAAACAGGUUCAUGGACAAAAACAUCCUGGUGACCGGGUCCGACGCCGCCAAGUCCCGCGAGAUCGCCGAGGCCUACGGCUUCACCAAGGUCAUCACCCCGGCCGACAUCCUCAUGGCCAACCCGACCAUCUGGCCCUUUGACCCGCUGCUGGAGAGCGUCUACGCCUCGACCGCGCGCCCACUGCCCCAGCCCAUCUACAACAAGAACCCGUACAUGAAAGAGUGGCCCAAGCGCCUCUCGCGCGACAACCUCCAGAUCCAUGCCGUAUUCAUCUUCAACGACCCGCGCGACUGGGCGCUCGACAUACAGAUCAUCACGGACCUCUUGCUUUCACAUAGUGGCGUGCUGGGCACUUACAGUGCCGCCAACAGCGUGAACGGCAAGUGGCCGGAGGACAAAAAUCCAUGGCUCUUUUACAGCAACUCGGACCUGCUCUGGGCGAGCAAGCACCCGCUGCCGAGGAUGGGUCAGGGCGCGUUCCAGGCCGCCCUCGCCGGUGUCUGGGCAGACAUCAGCGACACCCUUGGGGUUCGGGGGUCGGGCGUCCGCAGCGGCCCCCGCUGCACCCGCUUCGGCAAGCCUAUAGUCCAGACGUACCAGUUCGCGGAGCGGGUACUGAUGGAGCACCGGAGGCAACUCCUGGGCGAAGAGGUGGCGAACCACAGGCACCUCAGGAACGUGUACAUGGUCGGCGACAACCCGGCGAGCGACAUUGCGGGCGCCAACGCCUUCAAGGGCAAGAGCAGAAUCGGCACGGACUGGUGGGGCGUCUUGGUCAAGACGGGAGUCUUCAACCCGGAUAUCUCAAUGCCGCUGCAGCACAAGCCUAAGAUGAUUGUUGAUGACGUGUUCGAGGCAGUCAAGUGGGCGCUCGGCCGGGAGCAGUGGCGGGGUCCGCCCCUGGUGAUGGCCACUAGAGAGGCUGCGGUAGGAGAAAGCCAUGAAGGCCUAGUGGAGAACAAUGUGAUUCGCAACGAUGGGGAGAACAUGGCGAAGGGGGAUUUGCUUCAGGGCGAUGGGAAUGUGGUGGAGGGAAAGAUUAUCAAGGAUGGCGAGGAAGUUGUGGUAGAGGGGGAGACGAUCAAAGAAGGGAAGUGACGGUGGCUUUGGUGGGUUGAAGUGUGAGCUGUAGAACAGUGGUUAAUAAGUUGGUUAAAGCCUUGUAGGAUGUGUAUAAAACUGGCACAUGGUUGGUUUAGGCGAUGUUUUAUCUGGAGAGGUAAGAUUCAUGUCCACCAAAUCGGCACGUAUUUUUAAGCAAGUACAUUUCAUGACGGCA
Pyricularia oryzae 70-15 is the source of this 2339-nucleotide messenger RNA. Its product is annotated as cat eye syndrome critical region protein 5. Gene Ontology annotation, biological process: glycerophospholipid biosynthetic process. The transcript is spliced from 2 exons. Bases 365 to 2158 code for a protein of 597 amino acids. The record is from RefSeq and is a predicted model, not a curated record. NCBI's taxonomy places the organism in Eukaryota, Fungi, Ascomycota, Sordariomycetes, Magnaporthales, Pyriculariaceae. Gene Ontology annotation, cellular component: mitochondrion.